Zerene cesonia (dogface butterfly) is the source of this 2760-nucleotide messenger RNA. Its product is annotated as transcription factor hamlet-like. Gene Ontology annotation, biological process: regulation of transcription by RNA polymerase II. The record is from RefSeq and is a predicted model, not a curated record. Gene Ontology annotation, cellular component: nucleus. NCBI's taxonomy places the organism in Eukaryota, Metazoa, Arthropoda, Insecta, Lepidoptera, Pieridae. The transcript has 3 exons. Gene Ontology annotation, molecular function: DNA-binding transcription activator activity, RNA polymerase II-specific; RNA polymerase II cis-regulatory region sequence-specific DNA binding. Bases 450 to 1229 code for a protein of 259 amino acids.
UUUUCUUGUUAUUAUUGAGAUCGGCUCUCAAGUUCUGUUGUUGUCGCGCGGCGCGCCGCUCGCGGUGAUAACGCGAUGCAAUGCCGGCCUGCGCACGCGCAUAGCUUUAAGCUCGCUCGCUCCGACAAUCUGCACCCCCGUAAUGGAAUGGAUACUAUCGAGUGCUACUGACUCCUAUGGAUAUUGUGAUUAAAAACGUAGUGAUAACGAAUGUGAAACUAUUGUGCUAUUAAUAAGCGCGAUUGCGACGGAUUUUAUUAAACUUUUUGAAUCAUUCUGUUGGAAAAGUGCUUUUUGAUACCGAUUUAAAAUCGGAUUCGUUGAGACAUCUUUGAUAAUUUUUUUCUGUACAAAAGAGUACGAAAACCGCCGCCAAACUGUCUACCGCAAAUGAGAUUAUACCGAGCUACCACGUCGAAGCGCUAAUAGGUCGGUGGCGCACGAGCCCGAUGAGCGCGUGCGCUGCGGCCGCCAUGCGCGAAAAGCACGCGGCGCCGCGCCGCCUCGCCUCCCCGCCCUCCUCUCCGCUCGAGCACCACGCCAGCCCCCUCGGCUCACCUCGUGCCGACGAACCCUUGGACCUCAGAGUCACACACAAACGCCCCCAGCGGCUAGAAGAUGAAAACUGCAACUUGAUCACUCCUUCUCCACCACCGCACCCUACGCACCCUGCGCAUCCCGCGCACCCUGCGCUGUUACAAUUCUGCAGGCGAUUACCUCUAGCUUUACCAGCCUCGUUUGGACGAUACCCGUUCUUGCCUGCAGCGGCCGCGACCCUGCUCGCUCCGGGCGCACCUAGACCUCCACCGGUCCCUCCUAAUCCAGGAGUUAACAGAGCGCGUGAUCGCUACACGUGCUCUUAUUGUGGGAAAGCUUUCCCUCGUAGUGCGAAUUUAACUCGACAUUUAAGGACGCAUACCGGUGAACAGCCUUACCGGUGCAAGUACUGUGAACGCUCCUUUUCAAUAUCAUCAAAUUUACAACGCCACGUGAGAAAUAUUCACAACAAAGAGAGACCGUUCCGCUGCCGUCAUUGUGAUCGCUGUUUCGGACAGCAGACGAAUUUAGACAGGCAUUUGAAGAAACAUGAAGCGGAAAAUGGAGACGAUAGUCGCAGGAGAUCCCCUGAAGAGACUUAUUUCGAAGAGAUUAGAUCGUUUAUGGGCCGUGUUGCGCCCGCCCGACGCACUGCGGCUGCUGCCGCGGCGAGCGCCCCGGAUCAUACCUGAUAGUGGCCCUUUAAACUUAAUCAACGCUAUAUCUGGUCGGUGUAUCCAAAUGACUUUGUAUUACACAAAUUCGCCCUCAGCCUUUGGCACUGUGAGUUUUUGUGAUUGAUUAGUAUUAGCGCCAAUGGUCCCAUCUUUAUUUCCUCUUACCUAUUUCCAUAUUCUGUUUUUCAUACUUUUUCCAAUAUUUGUGUCAUGUUGAAAAGUAACAGUUCUUAUUUUACGAUGUAGAUAUAAGAGAAUAAAAAUAUUCCUAAUUGUUACCGCUACCAUUUCUGUACCUACUGGCGCAGACAAGAGAGACAUGGAAUUAUACACGUUCCACGUUAGGUUAUUAGUUCGUGUUAAGGCAAGAAGUGAUAUCAUAUCGUAUCUAAAACUGUAUGUACUUACUGUAAAUAUAAACGAUUGAGUUAAGUUUUAAAUAGUUUAGAUAGGCAUGUAUUAAAUUUUCACACAUGUGAAAUUUUCUUCCUUAAAAAGAAUGUUAUAAGUGUUCAGAGAGUGUUCGCUACGUUAGGAAUAAAUAGUAAAUAGGAAUAGGUAUUACAUGAAUGUAAGUAGUCUCCUUUGUAUUAUUUGUGUAAAUUUUGCUUGUAUGAUGUUUUAUAUUAUAUUAGUAAUUUAGUCUGAGAGAAAACGCCGGUUACCAAUAAACAUUAUAACUUGUUGCUUAUUGAAGAUAUUAUAAAUAUUUUUAUUGAGUGUUAGAAAAGUUGUUUGAAAAUGUUCUGAUCAGUGGAUUUUAUCUAUAUGUUGGACAAAUUAUUUAAUAUCUGGGUUAAACAACGGCUGUAUGUGCUUAAUAUUCAGUUUGUGGUUUCCUACUUUGUUAAGUUUAAAAGAUUAUGCAAAAUGAUAUCUAAAUAUUUAUCGAAUUUGAAGUUUGCAUUUUACACUUUUUAUAAAAUUUUAUUAAAUAUAUUGAUAAACGUUUUGUAUCCAAAAUUUUUAACUAAAUUAAGAAAUACAAAUCUGUGAUUUUAUUUAUUUAAUCGUGUUUUGGCUCCGUACAUUAAAUUUUAUAUAUCUUUAUUAACAGAUUUAAGACGAAGUCUCUCAAAGAACUAAUUUAAACGUUCCUUUAAGUAUAGAUAGAUCUCUAUUAAAUGUUACGAGUAUGGAAAUUCUAUAUUGUUUUUUUUUUUAUUUAAAGAUACUUGUAAAACUCCAGACAUUAUGCACGGUUUCGACUAUAGUCAAAACUGUGUUUGUAUUCAUCAGAUAUUGUUUUUUUCCUCUUGCUACAAGUACAAAUGCCACUGAAUUAAUAUUCUAUCCUUUAAAUAAUUCAUAUUUUAUGUUAUAUCAAACGUUACCUUGUAAAAAUAGAAUAUGUAUGCAGUGCCUUACUAUGUUAAAUACUCGUACCAAAUUUAAUUUUGAAGUUUUAUGAGAUGCUAUUUAACUUAUCAAUAGUUGUGUAAGAAAUAGAGAUUAUCGCCUUUGUCAUAUUGUAUUUUUCAUACCUAUUAGUCGUUCAAAGGUCAUCGAUUACCUUGUCAAAAUGAAAUAAAUAAUAUUAAAUUUU